This is a messenger RNA of Penicillium concentricum, 273 nucleotides long. RefSeq lists its product as uncharacterized. The transcript has a single exon. The coding region runs from base 1 to 273 and encodes 90 amino acids. The record is from RefSeq and is a predicted model, not a curated record. NCBI's taxonomy places the organism in Eukaryota, Fungi, Ascomycota, Eurotiomycetes, Eurotiales, Aspergillaceae.
AUGUUCGCCCAUGAAGACAAGCUCGCCACGCAGGACCUAGAUACAGCCGAGGCUGGCCGAUGCGAGACAUUUGGGUUUAGGUUCACCGCGCUGGAUCUAGUGCGGAGACAACUUCCUAGAUGGGAACUCCUGGGGAGUGUUACACAAUCAAGGGUCUCUACGGAGAGGAAGACUGUUGCGAUCAUUCAAGAUAUAGCGGAACGAACAGAAGAGAAGAGAGAAGAGAGAAGAGAGAAAAGAGAGAGAGGAGAGGAGAGCAGAGGAGAGAUCUAA